AUGUCUGUUUUUCGGCCUAAAAAUACAAUUUCUGAUGAUCCAAAGCAGUUUUCUGAGAAAAAAAUGCCUAUUUCUUUGUUAAAUACCUCUACUCCAGCAAAAAUACAAAAACCUAAGAAAAUAUUCGUUGAAGAUAAAGCGACUCUUUUAUCUAUUUUAGAAGAAGUAAACCGUAGAUUAGAUAAUCGAGCCAAAAUUAAACAAGAAAAAAGGAAAGAACUAGAGGCAAUUAGAUGUAUAAAAAAAUCGAAAAUUGAGAUGAGAAAACAAGCUAAAAAGAAUAAAAAACAAGAAAAAUGGGAAAACACACUUUCGAAAAUUAGAAACAAAAAAUACUCUAUUUCUCAUGAUUAA
Pneumocystis murina B123 is the source of this 354-nucleotide messenger RNA. RefSeq lists its product as hypothetical. Gene Ontology annotation, molecular function: mRNA binding. Bases 1 to 354 code for a protein of 117 amino acids. Gene Ontology annotation, cellular component: nucleolus; preribosome, large subunit precursor. Gene Ontology annotation, biological process: ribosomal large subunit biogenesis; intracellular mRNA localization. The transcript has 5 exons. The record is from RefSeq and is a predicted model, not a curated record. NCBI's taxonomy places the organism in Eukaryota, Fungi, Ascomycota, Pneumocystomycetes, Pneumocystales, Pneumocystaceae.